Dovyalis caffra is the source of this 249-nucleotide messenger RNA. Lineage: Eukaryota; Viridiplantae; Streptophyta; Magnoliopsida; Malpighiales; Salicaceae. The record is from the annotation of a GenBank genome assembly.
AUGCUAGUAAAAAUAGGGCGAACGAAAGAGAUUCUUUUGUAUGGCUCAUGGAGCGGAGAGUUAAGGAAUAUUUAUAGGGUGGUUGACGAGGCGAUAAUAGGAAAGCGAGAAGAAAAUAGAAUAGGAAAGUUGCGAAGAAAUUCGAUGCUUGGAAGGCUGCGUUUGGGAACUGUAAGAAUACAGUACGCGGUUGAUGGGGUCCAUUUUGGUGGGGUUGUAGUGUCUCCAGUGCCGCAAAUGGUCUUCUAG